Parnassius apollo (apollo) is the source of this 714-nucleotide messenger RNA. NCBI's taxonomy places the organism in Eukaryota, Metazoa, Arthropoda, Insecta, Lepidoptera, Papilionidae. The record is from the annotation of a GenBank genome assembly.
AUGUCUUCCUAUCAGCUUUGGCGAGCUAAAAAGAUAAUUAACUUACUCAAGGAAAACAAUGCAGAAAAUAAAUGUCAAAAUUUAUCACCUGAGAAAUCUCCUAACAAUGAAAUAUUAUUAUCAGAUGUUGAAAAUAUAGAAUUUGAAUAUCUUAAUAUUGACUUAUCUGACACACUGGAAUUACCUACCUUACCUGAAAAUUGUCAAAUUGUACCUAUAACUAAAGCAACAGAGGAACCCAUUGUUAUUGAAAUGACUGAACCUAACUUACUUGAGACUAUUAACUAUAGUAGCAUUACCCCGUCCACAUCUGUUACUAGCCAUAAUAAUGUAGACAAAGAAAUCAAUAAUGACAGAGUUUUGAUUUCUCCGAACCUGUCAUUUGCUGAGAGUAACGUUCACGGCGUUCAAGAUUUAAGUAAUGAAAUAGGCAGUCAAAAUAUGGAUUUACAUGAAACCUAUGUUCAAGAUGGUGCGAAUAAUAUAGAAGAUGGAAGCGACCACGAAGGCUUAGUUCCUUAUGAUAUUCAUUCUGACUCUAUGUCUGAUAGCGAUUAUCCAGAUAAAAGUAAAAAAAGAAAGAAAAGAGCACAAAUACAAAUGUCUAAUUGGUUUGCAGAAAAAAAUAGAAAGUUAAGAGAAUCUGGAAAAAAAUAUUAUGGCAGAAAAAGGAAGAAACAUGGAAUUACGAAAUUCCGAAAGAACCACGAAUAA